GAGAUUUCCCGCUCGGACUGCGUGAAGCGCUUUCCCCCAAGAUGGCGGCUGCCAGCUAAGCGAGGGAAGCGGAGAGAUCUUCCGAAGGAAAGGCAAAUGGCGGCCGCGGAAGGCGGGGGAGGUCCCGCCGAGGCGUCCGCUAUGGAGACCGACACCGCAGACGACAUUUUGCCCGGGUUUCGAGACGCCGAUGCCUUCGUCAAGCAUGCCCUGGGCACUGUGGUGUCCGCCACCAAGGCUUCCAAUGGCCUCCCGCAGCCUGGAGACGAGUACGACUUCUACCGCAGCUUUCCCAGCUUCCAGGUCUACUGUGAAACUCAAGGAGACAGGCUGCUCCAAUGCAUGAGCAAAGUGAUGCGGUACCAUGGCUGCCGCAGCCACCUCCAAGACCGCAGCAAGGUGACGGAGCUAGAGGACAAAUUUGAUCUGCUGGUCGACGCCAAUGAUGCCAUCCUGGAAAGAGUGGGCAUGCUACUGGAUGAAGCAGCCGGUGUGAACAAGAACCAGCAGCCUAUCCUCCCCUCAGGCUUGCAGCCUCCCAAGACCAUCAUUUCCAGCUGGAACUCCAAGACCAGUGAAGCCAGCAGGCGGACGAGACCAGAAACUUUCCGCUUGCUCCAUGCGCGGAACAUUGUCCGUCCGCAGCUCAAAUUUCGUGAGAAGGUGGACAACUCCAACACCCCCUUCGUCCCCAAGCUCUUUGUCAAACCUAAUGCUCUCAAGCCACUGCCAGAAGUACUGUCAAAAAGCAGGCGAGAACGAAAGGAGCGACCGGAGGACCUGGAUGUGCCAGCUGCCUUGGCCGACUUCCUUCACCAACAGAGGACUCAGCAGACGGAGCAGGAAAUGUUUGCUCACCCAUACCAGUAUGAACUGGAGCAUUUUUCACCACCGGAGGAGUUUCUAGAAAAACCACAAGUCCAGAUGUUCAGACCUCUUGCAGAAACGCCCCGCCACUUCGUCUCCACCUUGGACGAGUUGGUGGAGUUGAAUGAGAAACUUAGGACCUGUAAGGAGUUUGCGUUGGAUUUGGAGCACCAUUCCUACCGGAGUUUUCUGGGUCUGACGUGCCUCAUGCAGAUUUCCACCCGAACGGAAGACUUUAUCAUCGACGCCUUGGAGCUGCGCAGCGAACUGUAUAUCUUGAAUGAGACCUUUACUGACCCUGCAGUUGUCAAGGUCCUGCAUGGUGCCGAUUCGGACGUGGAAUGGCUGCAGAGAGACUUCGGCCUCUACUUGGUGAACGUCUUUGACACCCACCAAGCGGCUCGGCUGCUCAGCCUCGGCCGGCAUUCCCUGGAGCAUCUGCUCAAGCUGUAUUGUGAUGUGGCUGCCAACAAGCAAUACCAGCUGGCUGACUGGCGCAUACGCCCCCUCCCAGAGGAAAUGAUCAACUAUGCCCGCGAUGACACCCACUACCUUCUCUACAUCUAUGACCGAGUAAGAGAGGAGCUGUGGCAGAGAGGCAACGAACAACCGGCUCAGCUCCAGGUUGUGUGGCAGCGGAGCAAAGACAUCUGCCUAAAGAAAUACAUCAAGCCCAUCUUCACCGAAAACUCCUACAUGGAGCUCUACCGGAAGCAGAAGAAGCACCUCAACACCCAACAGCUGACGGCCUUCAAGCUGCUCUUUGCCUGGAGGGACAAGAUGGCGCGCCAAGAGGAUGAGAGCCCAGGGUAUGUGCUCCCAAACCACAUGCUGCAAAAGAUAGCUGAGGAACUUCCCAAGGAGCCACAAGGAAUCAUUGCCUGCUGCAACCCAGUCCCGCCUCUCGUCCGGCAGCAGAUCAACGAAAUGCAUCUCCUCAUCCAUCAGGCCAGAGAGAUGCCUCUGUUGAAGUCCGAAGUUGCCGUUGGCACGAAAAGGAAAGGACCCCUACAACGUGCGGAGAAGCCAGAGAAUCAGCUGUUUGGACCCCAUGACAGCUCCCACAUUCCUCAGGAUGAGAAGAUGACCCACUCGGAUCUAGCGCCUGGACCAACCCUGGAGCAUGCCAGACUCUUUUCGGAGACAGAGGAGGCGGAUGAAUUGCCCCAAUCGACUUGCCUCCUUUGGAAAGCCACCAUCAGUAUUUUUAAUGAACCUGAUAGGAGCGAUGUGGAGGAUGAAACCUUAACAGCCGCGCAGCGGAAAGCCCGGCGUAUCAUGGAGUCUUUCGAAAACCCAUUCCGAAUGUAUUUGCCACAAGAACAGAACGCUGCUCACAUCUCCCAGUCGGCCAAAUCGGACCCGUCGUCGAAAAUCUAUGAAAUCAGUAACCGGUGGAAGCUUCUAAGCCAGGCACAGCUUCAGGCGGCGGCAAAGAAGAAAGCAUCCACAAAGAAGAAGCUUCAGCAGACAGCCCCAGUGGCUGCAGCAUCUCGCGCGGCUGCUGAGAAGGAAAUCAAAGAGGAAGCUGCGGACGCCGUCUCCGUACGAGAGAUGGUCGCGCUGGAACAAGUCGGGCAAAAGAGGGAGAGAGAAGGAAGCAAUCCUGGGACAGAGAUGCCCAAGCAAGAGAAGAAAAAGGCCAAAGUCUCCCAGCAGCCAGAGAAGGAGGAAGAGAAAGAGGACCCAAAGCCCUUCACGCCCUUCGACUACAGCAACGCCAACCUCCAAGUGUUUGCAGGGAAAGGCAAAAACAAGUCAUCCUCGCAGUUCAAUCCUGCCAAGCAGGUCCACGCCGGCAAGAAGGGAGCCAGCAAAGUCCAUCAGCCGGACGGAACAAGAAGCAUGUCUUAUACCACUGGGAAGUCCAACAGGGGUUUCCGGCACAACUGGCCGAAAAGAUAAUCCCACUCAAGGAACGGAGGAACCACGAAAUCGAGGAUCCGAACAGUUGGCGUCUUUUGAGGGAGGGGAAACGCCAUUCAGUGCUGCGACUUUUUGUACGGAGACCUGUUUGUUUGGAGUGUUUUGGAUUGUUUUUUUUAAUGGAUUAAAUUGCUUUUCUUCCCUCUCCCCUAAAAUCGGAGAUGUUAACGUUUUCUUCCCACAACCAGCACCUUCCCAAAAAGGCACAGCUUCCGUUACUUUCCCUUAUCGUGCUUUUUGCCCUUUGAGGAGUAGAGGGUGCCUUGGGACACAGAGAGGAGGAGUAAAAUGCUCCAGGAAGCAGCCUUCGCUGCAUCUUCAACAGUUAGUUGAAUGUAAAGUAUUUGAAGUAAGCGGAUGAAAAAGGAGGAAGGUGGGAGGAGGAGAGAGAAACUGGGACCUUUUAAAAGCAGCUGGAAAAGUGGGAAUGCAAAGGAUUCAUUGUAACUGUCCUUGCCAAACUUAGAUGUUGGAGAGCAUGUUUUAGUUUGGAGCGCUUGCUGCUACUCACUGAGCAUUUCCAUCUUUUAGGAUUUGAAAGGGAACGCCAUAGAACAGCUGAGGAAGACAUGGCCACCUUGGAAAUCCCAGGAGGGCCGGUUUUGGCCUUUAGGGCCUAGGGUUCCCAGGUUAGGAUCGUCCCAAAUCCUGAGAUUUGCAGGCCGAAACUUGAAACCUAGCGGCAACAUCCCCGGUGACAUAAUUGAGCAUUAUGUAUCAAGUUGCUCACGGCUUGUCGUUCGAACGUAACCCCACACAGAAAACCUAUUUUCCCGGUUGGAAAUAAAGUCUUUUUGGCAAAA
This is a messenger RNA of Sceloporus undulatus (fence lizard), 3596 nucleotides long. It is a transcript of the gene EXOSC10, whose product is annotated as exosome component 10. NCBI's taxonomy places the organism in Eukaryota, Metazoa, Chordata, Lepidosauria, Squamata, Phrynosomatidae. Gene Ontology annotation, biological process: poly(A)-dependent snoRNA 3'-end processing; nuclear polyadenylation-dependent antisense transcript catabolic process; nuclear polyadenylation-dependent rRNA catabolic process. The coding region runs from base 97 to 2772 and encodes 891 amino acids. Gene Ontology annotation, molecular function: nucleotide binding; 3'-5'-RNA exonuclease activity; nucleic acid binding. The record is from RefSeq and is a predicted model, not a curated record. Gene Ontology annotation, cellular component: nucleolus; nuclear exosome (RNase complex). The transcript is spliced from 25 exons.